Messenger RNA from Saccostrea echinata, 4198 nucleotides. RefSeq names its product eyes absent homolog 1-like. Gene Ontology annotation, biological process: positive regulation of DNA repair; cell differentiation; multicellular organism development. The record is from RefSeq and is a predicted model, not a curated record. The transcript has 21 exons. Gene Ontology annotation, molecular function: protein tyrosine phosphatase activity. The coding region runs from base 184 to 2109 and encodes 641 amino acids. NCBI's taxonomy places the organism in Eukaryota, Metazoa, Mollusca, Bivalvia, Ostreida, Ostreidae. Gene Ontology annotation, cellular component: nucleus.
UUCCCAGGAUUCUAAGCCGAAUGGCGAAUACGGGGAACUACGAUCUGUCAACAACUUUUCUAUUUUGCAAAUUUAUCGAUGGAACAUGCAAGGAGUAAGACAUUUAACAUCUAAAUGGACAGACCAGGUGAGCUAGAAGUACCACUUGACAGAAUUGUAGAUGAGGUGGUCAGAAUGUAAGACAUGAUGAAGGGAGAUGGCAAAAGAAGUCCCUCACCAUCCAGUGUAGAGGCCAAGAGAGCUCGGAAGACUUCAGAAGAGUCUCUAACUGGUGUCACCGUAGCAAGAACAGGGGGAGGAGACAGGGUCCUUGAAUUGCAAGGUUUAACUGAGGACCCCUUGGUGACAUUAGACAGAAAUAAAAAUUCACCAUUAGAACCUGGUGAAAUUCCCAUAGACAGUGUUGGAAUUCCCUCAAGCCCAACCCCCAAUGGCACCUCAGAUGGUGGUAUUGAGUCCCUCACUUCACCACCAGAUGGCAGUACCUUCAGCAGUAGUGAGAGUUGGGUAAUGUCAGCUGGCUCUCCUCCAGCAGUGAAAAGUGAACCCAAUUGUGACACGAGCCCAGUCGAUUUCUCCGUCGCAGAUUCGCUGGACAACUUAACAGGAUCCAACAGUGAAGUUGGGCUGGACACAACACUAACAUCAUUCUAUAAUAGCAACAGUUCCCCUAGUGCUGCAGUCUCUAGGACAUCAGCUACCAUAGCCUCCGACAUGAACACAGCAUACUCUCAGUUCUCCGGCCUCCAACCGGGCUUCAGUUACCAGCAGCAGGGGGGAUAUCCCCUCAUGUACAACCCUCAGGAUUUGAAGAAACCACAAGUGGGACAGGGUACCACCAGUUUUUAUCCUUCCUCAAGCUACAGUCAGGCCCAGUACAUGUACUCCACACAAGUGCCCUUUCCUAGUGCUAAUCCUGCCAGUAACCCAUCAUCCAAUUCCUCAGCGCAACAGCCUUUGGAAUAUAACUAUCCAGGAUACCCUGGUUAUUUUUAUUCUGGAGUCCCAACCAAUUCCACAGUGGUACCACCCACCACACAGACCUACCAGUUAGUGGAUGUGCCACACACUGCAACUGGGAAUCAGCAAUCUGAUGUCACUUCCUGUCUUGUGGGAAGUGGACAUAUAAGUCCAAAAGUAGCCCCCCAGGCUGAGACGUUCCCUAGCAUAAAUCCCUCACCCUCACCCCCUGGUAUGAGAGACAGCACAUCCUCUAAACGCAGCAAUCGCAAUAGAAGCACAGCAAGUCGAAGUGGCCGAACGACAGCUUCCCCGGGACCAGAGUCAGAUUUAGAACGUGUGUUUGUGUGGGAUUUAGAUGAGACUAUCAUCAUAUUUCAUUCACUGCUCACAGGAACAUAUGCACAAAGAUAUGGAAAGGAAUAUCAUUCCUCUGUGUCACUAGGGGUGCGAAUGGAGGAAAUGAUCUUCAACCUGGCCGAUUCUCAUCUAUUUUUCAAUGAUUUAGAGGAGUGUGAUCAAGUCCACAUAGACGAUGUCUCAUCUGACGACAAUGGCCAAGAUUUAGGCUCAUACAACUAUGCCACUGAUGGCUUCAAAGCAGCGACUUCCAAUGCCAAUCUGUGCUUAGCAACAGGUGUGAAAGGGGGUGCUGAUUGGAUGAGAAAAUUGGCUUUUCGAUAUCGUCGCAUCAAGGAAAUAGUUAAUGGCUACAGAAAUAACGUAGGAGGUUUGAUAGGACCCCAGAAACGAGACCAAUGGCUGCAACUGCGGCAAGAAAUCGAGUCUGUGACAGACAACUGGUUAACUCUAGCCCUGAAGUCCUUACAAAUCAUCAAUUCCAGGCCCAACUGUGUUAAUGUUCUGGUGACCACCACUCAACUGGUCCCUGCUUUAGCCAAGGUUCUGCUGUAUGGACUUGGAGGAGUCUUCUCUAUAGAGAAUGUUUAUAGUGCCACUAAAAUUGGUAAAGAUAGCUGUUUUGACCGGAUUGUCGCCAGGUUUGGGAGGAAGUGUACCUAUGUUGUUGUUGGUGAUGGAAGAGACGAGGAACAAGCAGCAAAACAAUUAAACUGGCCAUUUUGGAGAGUUUGUAACCAUUCCGAUUUAGUUGCCUUACAUCAUGCGUUGGAUUUAAACUACCUCUAGUGAUCGUUUUCCACUCCUCUGAACUCACAGUGUAAUGGCUGGAAGUGAUGGAUGGAGAACAAAGUCCAGAAAAGCUUGCUGUUUCUGAGAGUGAAUGGAUGUCAGUGUUUAAGAAAAUAUUAUGAGGAAGGUGUUUGCAUUGAAAGUCCUCCAUCAGAACAAAAAAAACUUUUAGUGGUGCAAUAUUAGGUGGGGGACACUCAAGAGAGAGAAGUGCCAUGUACUGCUUUACGCUGCCAUAUGCAUAAUACCUUUAUUAACUUCAAUAUUGUGUUGUUUUUAUUUUUCAAACAUUCAGAGGACAGCCAUAUCCAUGAUGGGGUCUAAGUUUAUCAUGUUAGAUGUUGUGAUAGUAAAAAAAAACGAUGAUAAUGGUGAACAUUCACUCAUGAAUGACAAGACUGUUAUCACAAGGCUAUGGUUAAAGCAAUUCUUUUACAUCCUGUGGAUGACCUUUGACCCUUUAAGUUGUGACCCUGAAUGUUGAGAUCAUGUGACUGUGAGAAUCUGUCCACACAGAAUUUGUUAACCAUCUUAUUUCAUUGUAUAUGUAUUGUUUUAUUGAACCCAUUUGUAUAUAGCUGCAUAUAUAAGAAGUAUAAGAAAAAAACCUGUGUAUAUUGAAAGAUAUACACCUCUAUAUCUAUAAUAUAUAUAACAUUGCUGAAUGCUGUUCUCAGCUCUGGUGCUGAACAGAAAGUCAGCAGACAAUUUUUAUUUGUGUUAGUUUCACACAUCUCCAGACGAUCAGAUUAAUUUUGUUCUCUUCCGUUUUUGAAGGACAUUUCUACUGUUGCUAAAUGUGCAGUGAAAAAACAAGGUUGCUGCUAACUUCAUAAAAACACCUGUAUUGAUUUAAUUGUGAAAAAGAAAGCAGCUACUUUUCAUAAUGCCCAUUAAACCAGAUUUGUAUGUGCCAAGUAUUAUUUAUGAGAGUCAGUAGAAAGCUGAAGGACUUAGAAUUAUAAGUCAGGGUGGUGCUAAUACCCAAAAUGAUCACCAGAAAACAGGAGAUCUAGUGAUGCUAGUUUUUCAGCCGAAAUAAUCAAGUGUUAAACCAAAGAAAAAGCACCAAUCAAAAGGAAGACGAAGCCACUGUAUGAUUUUAAAUGAUUUACAAGUAUUAACAUAUCAUAUUAAUGGUUUGUGUAUUCAUUGCGAGAGACAAUCCUUCAUUCUCAAUCAUACAUUUCGUAGCUCACAUACUGUAUUUAAUUUAAAGUUAUUUCAGUUUAUAUCUCAAGAACUCUUAAAGGUACUUUUGAGACCAGAAACAGAAAAAAAAUUACCCUUUUCUAAGCCUGUUCAAUUUUUUUCUUUUUUUGAUGUCUAUAGUAAAUGUCAGUUGAUGCCUGGUUGUGAUGUGAGAAUACAAUCAAAACAUUUUGUUGUUGUUAAGAGUUUAUAUCCUUUUCUUGGCAGUAUUUUAUUAGCCAAUCAAAGUAUUUCCUUUUAGAAAACAGAACAUUUUUUUUUAUUUUUAUUGUUCUCCUUUUUGACCCCCUCCCCCCUUUUAUCUUCAGAUUUUUAUCAUUUUAGGGGGAUUUUUUUGGUUAAUUUAGAAAAUGAAUUUUAAAAUGUUUAAAACUGGUGUACAUAUACAGAUUAAAAGUUUUUAUUUUUUGAUAUGAUAUUUCUUCAGCUUAAAUUUAUGGAACCCAAAGAGUCUUUUUCUUUCCUAGGGUUAGUAAUAUUUGGUAUGCACAGUUCAGACAAUGUUUUCCCCCUAAUUUUUCAAUGUUCAACCAUUUUCUUUAAAUUGUAAUACAUGUUUUAUAAUUCUGGACUUAAACUAAAGAGGUUGUACAUCCGUCGUCCAUUCAUCCAACAGUUAUCUAUGUACAAAUAAAUCCAUUUUGUGUGUCAUGUGAUUUGUCAUAUUUCUUUGUACGGUUCAGCUUAACCAAAGAUUUUGUACUUUGCUGUAAAUCUGGUAUGUCCACUGGCAGCUUUUUGCUCCAGUGAUUUUUCCCCCAUAUCUUCAUUAUUAUAUAUAAUUAUGGUUCAGUCCAGUUUUGUGAGACAGGUUGUAUGUUAUAAUGAAACAAAUGCAUGAGGAGAAUAAGCAAUAAAAAUGUAUGAAAACAAA